Messenger RNA from Peniophora sp. CBMAI 1063, 711 nucleotides. The record is from the annotation of a GenBank genome assembly. Lineage: Eukaryota; Fungi; Basidiomycota; Agaricomycetes; Russulales; Peniophoraceae.
AUGGACAAGUCCCUCGACGACAUCGUUAUGCAGAACCAGCGCCCCAAGGGUGGCCGUCGCGGCAGCGCCCGUCGUUCGCUCACUGGCCGCAACCAGAUCCUCGGUAACACCCAGCCCGCGGCCGCCCCUGCCACCCGCGCGCGUAUCGCCAACAACAACGCUCCCCCGACCGGCCCGGCGGUCAAGACGCCCAGCGCCGAGAAGAUUAUGGUCUCCAACCUUCCCCAGGACGUCAGCGAGGCUCAGAUCAAGGAGCUCUUCGACCAGACCGUGGGAACCUGCAAGGAAGUCAACCUCCACCACGACGCGCAGGGACGCAGCAAGGGCGUCGCGUUUGUACGGUUCGCCCGCCGCGGCGAUGGGCGCAAGGCGUACGAGCAGUACAACAACCGCCUGAUCGAUGGCAAACGCGCCAUGCGUAUCGAGGUUAUCAUCGACCCGACUGCGAUCCAGCCCGCUGCGCCCUCUCUUGCGGCGCGUGUCGCACCUGCACCCGCGCCUGCUGAGGCCGCUGCUCCCGCGAACAACGGUGCCAGGCGUAAUGGCUCUGGCCCGCGCGGCCGUGGACGUGGUGGGCGCGGUGGACGCCGCCCGGAGCGCGUCAAGAAGACGGCCGAGGAUCUCGACGCCGAGAUGGAGGAUUACACGGGCAACAACGCGUCUGCUGCUGCUGCUCCCGCGACUGCUCCGGCCGCUGCUGCCGCCACGUAG